UCUCUUUCCAAUUCUAGGAAUCAGGCAGGUAUGGGAGGGGGAGGAAAGAAGGGAAUGGAAGGAAAAGGCCUCAUGCAGUCAGGGUACAGUAUAAGACUUUUUUUUUUAAAGAUUUAAUUAUGGAAAUUGUUUGAAGGUUGUUACCAAUUAUUGGUUAAUAAGUCAGAUAUUAUAAAACUGCCCCAAUAAAUUAGACUGCUGAUCAGCUUUCAUCUUCCCUGAUGGCUGAAGUGACUGUACGAGUGAAAAGCUUAUGGCCUAUUCAGCUAUCUUUCUUGCUCUAUCUAGUAACUGAGAAGCAGUGAGUGUUGAUUUCUUGCUAUGGGUAUGAAAAAUAAUAGCAACGAGAACACUAAAUGAGAGCUGUUGUUGGUCCAGGGUCACUCUCAAUUUUUAUAUGAACCUGAGCAAAGUAUUUCAUCUCUUUAGGCUUCAGUUUCUUCAUUUGUAAAAAGAAAUGGGGCAGAUGACCCACCUCUAGGCCUUUGAUCCUAUGAACUUACCUCUUUUAUACAACCUUUGAUUGUUUCACAAUAACUUUGUAUGUUAGACAGGUAAGAUAGAGGACUGGAAAGAAAUAGUGGUACAGAUCCUCCUAAAACUUAAUACUCCUACACCAUCUUCUCUUAGAUGUUGGUGUUCCCUGAGUCUCUUCUCUUUUAAGAUGGCAGUCAAUAAGCCAGUCAGCUUUCACCGACAGGGUAGCUGCUCCUGACCCAGCUCGGCUUACCUGUUGUCCCUCAGCUACUCAGCUGACACUGCAGCCGUUCAGAACUCUCUCUGGUCGAUAGGAAGAGAACUCACAAAAAAUUAACACUGGCAGCCAAGCAGAACUUUUGACUCAAUAUUUCCAGCUGACUCCACUUAGGCAUCUGUUUCCUCUAGUGUGGACAUCAUGAUCAGAUCCCUAAAAAGGACAUUGCUGUCCCACAACUUGGAGUCACCUAAAUGGAGCCCAGCAGAGGUUGCGGUGCCAGGAUGUGAACUCCGGCAUUAUAAGGCUGGCAUAUGGGCCAGCACUGUGAUCAGAGGUGCGAGCCAGAAGGAGGCACUUCGUCAAGGGUUCAGGAAACUCCUCCACUACAUCCAGGGAGAGAAUGAGACAGACCAGCAUCCAUCCAAAUACAGGUUAAGUGAUUCGCCAACACAUCCAAAGCCCUCUUCAUCACCUGCUUCUUGGAAGACUCCCUAUGCAAGAUUAGAUGCCUCAACUAAUGCCCUUCGGUGGUUGCAGCAGGAUAUGUGGAGGUCACUAUUGAGUUUUUUCUUACCAGAGACUAAGAUUGAGAUGACAGUGCCAGUGACCUGCCUGGUGCAGCCUGGCACCACUGAAUACAAGGUUUCCUUCUUUGUACCAACUAAGCAUCAGAGUUCUCCACCAGAGCCCACAGACCCGGAUGUGUUCCUUGAGGAGAGGAAAGGAGCAGCCAUUUUUGUCAGGUCAUUUGGAGGAUUUGCUUCUGUGGAAAAAUUCAGCAAAGAAGCAAAAGCUCUGGCAGAUACUUUGCAGAAAGAGGGCCAAUCCUUUCAUUCUGAUUUCUACUAUACUGCUGGUUAUAACAGCCCUUUUACACUCUUCAACAGACAUAACGAAGUUUGGUAUUUCAAGAAAGAAGAGCUAGAAGGGUUGUGGUUACAGAUGGCAAAGAACUUCCUUGGAAAAAUUGGCAAACUUCUAGUCUAAUGGACAUUAUAGUGAAGAAAACCUGGGCACUCGACCUCAACUGGCAUUGACUUGCACCUUGUGAAUAUGUGUAUGUACCCUUUUAUUUUCUUGUCAAAUGAGAUAAUAUGUACAGUUUUUGCAAACUCAAAGUACUCUAUAAAAUUCUAGCUUUUGUUAAAAAUUGGUGGUUAUGUUAAAAAAUUUUCCUCAUUACUCAAAAUGACUAAGUUCACUCAGUGAGGCUUUUGAUACUCACUUUACCUAAUGUCACUUAAAUGUUCUUUCCUUCAAGUAUACCUCAUAGUCUAUAGAGUGGAUGCCAUAGAUCAUCCUUCCCUUUAAUGGUGCUAAGUGAGCUAAGCUUUCUAUCUGAAAUUCAUAGUUGUUUUUAAAGAAAGGUCAUGACAGCAAUUAAUGUACAAUGUCACUUUAUUAAAAUUCUGUUGUGUACACUUUAA
Messenger RNA from Phascolarctos cinereus (koala), 2124 nucleotides. The record is from RefSeq and is a predicted model, not a curated record. NCBI's taxonomy places the organism in Eukaryota, Metazoa, Chordata, Mammalia, Diprotodontia, Phascolarctidae.